Molecule: messenger RNA, 2465 nt
Organism: Seriola dumerili (greater amberjack)
Lineage: Eukaryota; Metazoa; Chordata; Actinopteri; Carangiformes; Carangidae
Product: pleckstrin homology domain-containing family A member 1-like
Exons: 13
Coding region: 212-1561 (449 amino acids)
Cellular component (GO): cytoplasm; membrane
Molecular function (GO): PDZ domain binding
Source: RefSeq, a predicted model, not a curated record
AGUAGCAGCAGUGGAGCUCUCUGUCGUGGAUCAGUGGAGAUGGGCUGAGGCAGAGCACACAGACCCGACACCACCGACACCAACGGACCUUGACUUCAGCAGCCACAGAAGGGAAGACUCGGGAAUUCUUCCCAGUCCCGUUUGCCCCCGCUCCUCUCCCGCUCUUCUCCACUCCCGGCCCCAGCAGGCCAGGGAAUGUCCCGGCGGCGAGAUGCCUUACGUGGACCGACAGAACCGCAUCUGCGGCUUCCUGGACAUCGAGGAGAAUGAGAGCAGUGGCAAGUUCCUGCGCCGUUACUUCAUAUUGGACACACAGCAGGGAAGCCUGGUGUGGUUCAUGGACAACCCACAGAACCUGCCUGUUGGAGCAGACUGCGUGGGUUCCCUCAAGCUCACCUACAUCUCUAAGGUCAGCGAUGCCACCAAGCUGAGGCCUAAGGCAGAAUUCUGCUUUGUCAUCAAUGCAGGGAUGAGGAAGUUCUUCCUGCAGGCCAAUGAUCAGCAGGACCUCGUGGACUGGGUCAACGCUCUCAAUAAAGCCACUAAAAUCACUGUGCCAAAGGCGUCUGAUGGCCAGCAGAAUUCAGAGAACCAGAAGGUUUUGCCAGAUGUUGCGGCAACCAAGAAACAAGUCUCCUAUAAGACAGAGAUCAUAGGAGGAGUCCCCAUCGUCACCCAGACACAGCGUGAAGGUGCUGACGGUGCAGACAGAGCAGAGCGUGAGGCCAUGCAUCGGUCUCACAGCCAGCUGCCGUACUUCCUGGGCAGGCCGGCUCAGGAGCACACCGUCAUUAAGUCGGGCUACUGCGUCAAGCAAGGAGCUGUGAUGAGGAACUGGAAACGGCGAUAUUUCCUCCUGGAAGAAAAUUCAAUGAGUUACUUCAAGUCUGAUUUGGAGAAGGAGCCUCUGAGAAUGAUUCCCCUGAAGGAAGUUCACAAAGUCCAGGAGUGCAAACAGAGUGACAUUAUGAUGAGAGAUAAUCUGUUUGAAGUCGUCACCACAUCAAGGACGUUUUACAUACAGGCGGACAGUCCAGAGGAGAUGCACAGCUGGAUCAAGGCUGUCUCUGGGGCUAUUGUGGCCCAGCGGGGGCCUGGGAGGUCUGCUGCCACAGAACACGGCAGCCGUUCCACUUUCUACCGCAGCCCCUCGGGCCCCCCCGUCCCUCGCUCGCCCAUAUCUGCCAUGCCACCAUGCUACCCAGAGUGGGGGGCUGCUGUCACGUGCGGCACACGCUCGCAGCCUGGCGUGGGACAGCGAGCACUUCAUGAGCCUGCUGCCACGGCCCAGUCACAGCCACACGCCAGCACGCCUGUCCCUGCAGGAGACGCGUCUGGCAAAGUGACCUGCGAACCACCUGUGACCACCAUCACCAACUCGGAGGAGUCACCGUGGCGACGGCGGAGCAGCUUUGAGCCCUACAUGCCUGAACCACCCCUGGACCUGGAUGACGCUGACCUGCCAUGCCUGCUCCAUUUCAGCCCAACAAAGCCAAGCUACUUCACCUGUGUUCAGUCUGGUGUAAUUGGUUUGAAUUGUUUCUAUUUAUUAUGUGGAUGACUUGAAAGAAAUAAACACUGAAAACGUGCUCAGGUUUCCUGGAGUAUCAUUCAGUAACGUGCUAAUCGUUCACCAAAGAGCACAGUCAGUCUGUUGAGAUAAAAAGAGGAAAGAAAUUCACCAUUGUCUGCACUCAUGUCUUCAUGUGGUCCUUUAGUGUAACUGCUUGUUCACUCGUCACGGCUCCUUCUGCCCUCUUGUGGUGAGAGAAAUACCUGCACCUGUUUCACUGAACUUCCUAUGAAUGAUAACACAGUGCCGUAUAAGUUCUGUAUUUGUCAGUGACAGGAUGAUUUUAGUUUUAAGAGUGGAAAUAGAUACAAGUUGUACAAAAUAUCUGUAAGAAUGAAGUCAUGAAAUGAAAAAAUCAGCAGACAAUACAAGACAGUAACAAAACUUAACCAAACCUUUAAAACAGCAGGCCAUGUUUUUCUCUUUUUGUCCACACUUGUCCACUCAACAGAUUUAAAUGUGAUGUGCAAAUGUGCAAGUUUUUUUUAUUUUAUUUUGAAUAUUAUUACUGCAAUUAACAGCAGGGCACAAUAUGUAUUAUGAUUUGGCAAAUGUAUACAAAACCACAUAAAGAAUCAAACAGGUCAGUGCAAUGAGCUGUGUUUUAGUGCGAUGCUUUGAGAGACUAAAUAUGUAAAAACUAAAGCAAAACAUUAUUGUUUGUAUUGAAAUUUGUUAAAUGAUGAUGUUGAAUUAGAGCUGAGCCCCAGUUAAGAGCUGGCCUUGCUCCUUCUGUUUACAAAAUCAUUUACUGCCAGUAUCAAGAAGAAUAAUCUGUUUUUCUCAGUAUGUACACUGAUAUACCACACUGAAUAAAAGUACUUAAUUGGUAUUAAGGAAAUGUACUUAAAAUAUCAAACGUACAAAAUAAAAUUAAAAAAGCUCCUGUGAA